Suillus plorans is the source of this 557-nucleotide messenger RNA. RefSeq lists its product as uncharacterized. The record is from RefSeq and is a predicted model, not a curated record. Lineage: Eukaryota; Fungi; Basidiomycota; Agaricomycetes; Boletales; Suillaceae. The transcript is spliced from 4 exons. The coding region runs from base 203 to 376 and encodes 57 amino acids.
GUAUACAUGUUGCUUUACACUCAUGGGUAUCCUCUUAGUGCAAUACGAUACGUUACCCUUAUCAAAUACACCUGUGCUCCUACCUGAAACUAGAAAAUAUCAGUCAUCUACUUCAGCCGAUUCCCAAAAGACCGAAUGUAGACAAAAGUUCUAGUGUCUGUGAUCUGGCUGCUGGAAACGAUCAUCAAAGUCUUUCCGUUCCAUGGUUUUUGGGCUGGUGCUACUCAGCACAGAUCUAACCUAUCUUGGGUUGUUGCAGUCAGCAUUGGUUGGCAACAGUCAGUUCCUGACCCUCUGUGGUCAUAUAUAUACUGCCCUGGCGCCACUUACUGGACUUGUCUUGUCACUAACCCACGGUUUCUUCUACGGGCUGUGAGGAGAUCAAUGAUCGUCCCUGUGUUGGUUAUUAUGCUUUUGUUGGUGCAGUUUGCAAUGGUGACUUACGGGGGUGCAGUGGGAAAGUUUCGUCUCUCCCAUGUGCUCGUCCUGAAACGACUCCAGUAUGGCUUGGUUCCUGACACAGAUGUUGACCACCACAUGGCAUUUGAAGUCCCAGU